UUCAGAAGUGGUAUCGAAGGAUGAUGACAAUCAUGACAAUUUGGCUAUUUUGCCUUUUGAGAUUCAAGUGAAAACUCUGGAAAUCUUGAAGACUCUAUGGCAGUAUCAAGAGGCGAUGUUGAAAGUUUUAUUCGCAUGGUACAUGCAUAUUACGCUAACACUGCUGAUAAGCAACACCAAGAUAGUAUUGGAUGUGAUAUCACCCAUAUUUUAUCUCGAAAGCUUGACAGAGAAGCCAGGCGCUUAAAGAAAGGACUUGAGUAUUUAGGAUUACCGGGAACUCGAAAGUAUACUGCACAGUUGCCAGUUCAAACUUUAACUAAUCACUAUCAUAAGGCUUCUCCUUUUUCAUCGGGUCCAACUUCUCCUACCAUGAUGGCAUCAAGCACUAUGAGUCUAUAUUCACUUAAUGGACAAAAAAAUGACUGGAAAGUCGGCAAUGCUUCGACUAUCUAUCAGUAUGAACAGACUAUUGAAGAAAUCAAGUCCAAGCAUAUCAAAGAAAUGGAUCAAUUAAAGAAAGAAAAUCUGAUUCUACUAAAAGAAAUCAAGUCAAAAGACAGUCAAAUACAAGACAUGAGAGAAGCGCAUCAAUACCAGCUUUCAGAUUUGCAUAAACAACUUGGACUGGCUCGAAUGGAUUUUGAAAAAAGAGAAAUUUCUCUAAAACAAGAAUACCAAUCUUUGCUUGAUUUAGAAAAAGCAAAAUACACUCGUCGAUUGUCCCAUUCACACGAACGGCUUGAUGCUAAAGACAAGGAUCUAGCAGAACUGUCGUUCAAUCUAAUGCAAAAACAAGCUCAAAGUGAACCCAAUUCACCCACAGAAGUAGAGUCGCUUAAAAAGGCAAUUACAGAUCAAGACGCAUAUCAACUUGUGAUCAAAGAAUUACAGCAGAAACUUAAAAAUACACAUGCAUAUUAUUCGCUCAGUCUGAAUGAGUUGAAAGAAAAGCAAAUUGAAACUCAAGCUCGUAUUGAUAACUUGAUAGCUGAGCAGCAACAGCAUGUAUCAGAAAUAACUGAUUGUUUAGAGAAUGAAAAGCAUGUGUUGCAAAUUGAGCAUCAAGCAGUUCUUCAUGGACAAACGCAAAAGAUAAAUGAGAUUUCUCAAGAAAUUCAUGCACUCGAAAACAAAGUGCAACAUUUGGAAAAAAUACGUGCAGAAGUCAAUAAGAAAUAUAUGUUUAUAUAUUGAUAGCUUCAUAAAGAACAAAAAGUUGCUAAACAUAUUGCAAAAGAGCUACUCUCUUUUUCCAAUGAACAAGGUGUUGUCUAUACAGACGAUCUAAUUGAUUUGUUAAAGAAUACACUUGAUAGUAUAGCAAGAAACAAAAAUAUACAGCAAUCAACAACUUUGGGUUACGAUCA
Molecule: messenger RNA, 1370 nt
Organism: Gilbertella persicaria
Lineage: Eukaryota; Fungi; Mucoromycota; Mucoromycetes; Mucorales; Choanephoraceae
Exons: 12
Coding region: 97-1197 (366 amino acids)
Source: RefSeq, a predicted model, not a curated record